Lathyrus oleraceus (garden pea) is the source of this 1876-nucleotide messenger RNA. RefSeq names its product protein DETOXIFICATION 35. Lineage: Eukaryota; Viridiplantae; Streptophyta; Magnoliopsida; Fabales; Fabaceae. Gene Ontology annotation, biological process: xenobiotic detoxification by transmembrane export across the plasma membrane. The coding region runs from base 136 to 1629 and encodes 497 amino acids. The record is from RefSeq and is a predicted model, not a curated record. Gene Ontology annotation, molecular function: xenobiotic transmembrane transporter activity; antiporter activity. The transcript has 7 exons. Gene Ontology annotation, cellular component: membrane.
CUUUAAGAAACAACACCCACAAAAGCAAGUGUUAUUAAACGAUUCUUCCAUUUCGUGACUAUAAACUACUCACUCUCUAGUCUCUACCUUCAACAUUAACGUCAAUCACCGCCAUACACCUGUACGGUGAUUGACAUGGACGCUCACACUCCUCUCCUCAACGGCGCCGCCUCUUCCUCUCCGGCGUUGUUGGAGGAAGACGGUGAUUACGCGGAAGUGAAAGGGUUUGAACAAGCGAGAAAGGUUUUCGCGAUUGAAACAGCGAGGAUAUGGAAAAUUGCAUUGCCGAUAGUUUUCAAUAUUUUGUGCCAAUACGGUGUUAACUCUAUCACUAAUAUCUUCGUCGGUCAUCUCGGUGAUAUUGAACUCUCUGCUAUUUCUCUUAUUAACUCUGUCAUUGGCACUUUCGCUUUUGGCUUCAUGUUAGGUAUGGGGAGCGCGACAGAGACGCUCUGCGGUCAAGCUUUUGGAGCUGGAGAAGUUCAAAUGCUUGGUGUUUACAUGCAACGUUCAUGGAUAAUUUUAUUUGUGACGAGUUUAUUCCUCUUGCCGAUAUACAUUUUUGCUGCUCCAAUUUUGAAACUUCUUGGCCAACAGAAAGAUAUGGCUGAUCUUGCUGGAAGUUUUGCACUUUUAGUAAUUCCUCAAUUUCUCUCGCUUUCCUUAAAUUUUCCAACGCAAAAGUUCCUUCAGUCUCAGAGUAAGGUUAGUGUCAUUGCGUGGAUUGGGUUAGUGGCUCUGAUUUUGCAUAUUGGCUUGCUCUGGCUCUUGAUUUAUGUAUUCGAGUUAGGCUUAACCGGUGCAGCGAUUGCAUUCGAUGUUACGAGUUGGGGAAUUACAUUGGCUCAACUUGUUUAUGUGGUGGGUUGGUGUAAGGAUGGAUGGAAUGGAUUGUCGUGGUUGGCUUUUAAGGAUAUAUGGUCCUUUGUUAGGCUAUCGAUUGCAUCGGCUGUUAUGCUUUGCCUUGAAGUUUGGUAUAUGAUGAGUCUCAUUGUUCUUGCUGGUCACCUUGAUAAUGCAGUGAUUGCUGUUGAUUCUAUCUCUAUAUGCAUGAAUUACAAUGGAUGGGAAGGCAUGAUCUUCAUUGGAGUAAAUGCAGCUAUAAGUGUUCGAGUUUCCAAUGAACUUGGACUUCGACAUCCAAGAGCAGCUAAAUACUCUGUCUAUGUGACAGUCUUUCAAUCUCUUUUCAUGGGAAUAUUCUUCAUGGGUGUUAUUUUGCUAACCAAGGACUAUUUUGCCAUCAUUUUUACCAAUAGCAAGACUUUGCAAGUGGCGGUUGCAAAACUAGGAGGUCUCCUUGCCGUCACAAUGGUUCUAAACAGCGUUCAACCAGUGAUUUCUGGUGUUGCUGUUGGAGGUGGAUGGCAGGCCUUGGUGGCUUACAUCAACAUAGGUUGCUAUUACUUGUUUGGGCUUCCAUUAGGGUACCUUCUUGGUUAUGUUGCAGAAUUGGGGGUUAAGGGACUUUGGGGAGGUAUGAUAUGUGGAAUUCUCCUCCAGACCUUGCUGCUCUUGGGAAUACUUUACAAAACCAAUUGGAACAAAGAGGUCGAUGACACAACUGCACGCGUGCAGCAGUGGGGUGGACGAUCCGCAGAAGUUGACAAGACAUUGGCUUCUUCAUAAAAGUUGCAUAUAUCUCUCACUUCUUAUGUGUUAGGAAAAUUAGGAACAAUGGUCUCUAAUGUCUUUCUUGACCAUUUUGCACUGUAAUCUAGUAGCUGAUUUCUUUCACUUCGGUACAUGUCAUUAUCUGUCUUAUGUUUUGUGUUGCUGCUGAGAAAUGGUGAAGACAGAAAAUCAAUCAUAUUUUUGCUAAUUUAUGUUCCAUCUUUUAAUUAUAUAAUAGCAUCUUAGUGAAAAAUUGGAACCA